CCCAUCCUGCCGGCAGAUGGCGCUUGCCCCGGCGCCCUUGCCGGUGCGUGCGCCUCCAAGAGCGUCAAGGCCGCCUACCUCGACGGACCGAUCGACUGCGGCGGGCAAGGUUGGUUCUGUCGCAUCAUGCCGCAGCCCGGCUGGGGCGACUGCAGCUACGGCGACUGCAAUUUUGCCAACUGCGCCACUCCUGAUGCGGACGAGCUCGACACGGACGGCCACUGCCACGGCUCGGACGAUGACAGCACGUACGGCUGGUGGGUGCGCGAUCACCAUUUUAGAGGCUAUACAGGCACGCUCAACUGCUGCUGCGGGUGGGGCGCGCCAAUGUACGGCGUCGUCAACCGCUGUGACUACCGCAAGCCCGUCAGCGAGGCCGAGGUUGCGACUUGCCGCGACGCAAACGAAGAGCACGACGUCGACUUCAACCCCACGUGCGACGCCCACCCUCUCAAGCCCGACCCCGUCACCAACGGCGGCAUGUGCUGGACGGUGCGCAGUUUUGCUGCCAAGUGAGGUCCAAGGACCACAUGAGGUCGACCUGAGGUCGACGCGGGCGACGAGGCGAGGGGGGUGUCCUGGUGAAAGGGCGAGGGAAGGCCAAGGCGUGGCGCGGCGGGCGAACCCGAGCGACAUGCCGACAUGUUCAUUAAGUGGUGUACCUACGGUCUUACGCCUGUGUGGCAGUACUGCUCUCGACGUGGCUCCUGUCUCUGCGCGUUUGCGCGCGCGCAUGCUCACACCGGCCUAUGUACGUACGUAUGUAGAUUAUGUGGAUGUAUUUUCUUUGGCG
This is a messenger RNA of Emiliania huxleyi CCMP1516, 793 nucleotides long. RefSeq lists its product as hypothetical. NCBI's taxonomy places the organism in Eukaryota, Haptophyta, Isochrysidales, Noelaerhabdaceae. The record is from RefSeq and is a predicted model, not a curated record. The transcript has 4 exons. The annotation marks the transcript as partial.